This is a messenger RNA of Glycine soja, 2381 nucleotides long. RefSeq names its product protein NRT1/ PTR FAMILY 8.3-like. Gene Ontology annotation, molecular function: transmembrane transporter activity. The transcript is spliced from 5 exons. Gene Ontology annotation, cellular component: plant-type vacuole membrane. Gene Ontology annotation, biological process: transmembrane transport; oligopeptide transport. The record is from RefSeq and is a predicted model, not a curated record. NCBI's taxonomy places the organism in Eukaryota, Viridiplantae, Streptophyta, Magnoliopsida, Fabales, Fabaceae. Bases 221 to 1993 code for a protein of 590 amino acids.
AAAUCUGAUUAAUUUUUAAGUGUAGAAUAAAUCAUAUUAAAAAAAGAAAUAUGUAAUUUAUGCAAAUCUUUGCGGUGAAUUAAAAAUCUCUAUAUAUACGUGGAGAGAGAGAAUAUUUUAGUUAAUAUCCUUUAUCAUUUACCCUCCAUAAAAAUUGAGUUUUGCUCAGUUUAGAAGGAGAAAGAGAGAGGGAAAGAGGCUUCUCACCAAAGAGUAAGACAUGGGUUCCAUUGAUGAUGAUACACCGCUUCUGGAAGAGGGUCUCCUUCAGGAUGAUGAAGGGAGUGAGCAAUUCACAGGAGAUGGCUCAGUUAACUUUAGAAGAGAGCCUGCUCUUAAGAAGGGUACCGGCAAUUGGAGGGCUUGUCCUUUUAUCCUAGGCAAUGAGUGUUGUGAACGUUUGGCCUUCUUCGGAAUUACAACAAAUCUUGUUACCUAUCUUACCACCAAAUUCCAUGAAGGAAACGUUUCUGCUGCAAGAAACAUCAGCAUCUGGCAAGGCACUUGUUAUCUCACUCCUAUCAUUGGAGCUGUUCUAGCAGAUGGUUACUGGGGUCGAUACUGGACAAUUGCUGUUUUCUCUGCGGUUUAUUUAAUUGGCUACUACAUGCAGGGGAUGUGUACUUUGACACUUUCUGCAUCUUUACCAGCAUUGAAGCCUGCUGAAUGUUUGGGUUCUGUAUGUCCUUCAGCUACUCCAGCACAAUAUGCUGUGUUAUACUUUGGUCUGUACCUGAUUGCGCUUGGGACUGGUGGUGUGAAAGCAUGUGUGCCAUCUUUUGGGGCAGAUCAAUUUGAUGACACUGAUCCCAACGAAAGGGUUAAGAAAGCGUCAUUUUUCAAUUGGUAUUACUUUUCUAUCUACCUAGGUGCCAUUGUGUCAUGCAGCUUAAUUGUGUGGAUUCAAGACAAUGCUGGAUGGGGUCUUGGAUUUGGCAUUCCUGCUUUGUUUAUGGGAUUAUCUACUAUAAGCUUCUUUAUAGGCACACAUCUAUACAGGUUUCAGAAACCUGGGGGAAGUUCUUAUACAAGAAUGGCCCAGGUUUUGUUUGCAUCUGUCCGGAAGUGGAAUCUGGUUGUCCCUGAGGAUAGUAGUCUCCUGUAUGAGAUGCCAGACAAGAAAUCAACAAUUAAAGGGAGUUGCAAACUGGUGCAUAGUGAUAAUCUAAGGUGUCUUGAUAGAGCAGCUAUAGUGUCCGAUUAUGAGAGCAAAAGUGGUGACUAUUCUAAUCCAUGGAGACUUUGCACCGUGACACAGGUGGAAGAAUUGAAAAGUUUGAUCCACAUGUUUCCAAUUUGGGCUACUGGGAUCAUUUUUGCUGCGGUUUAUGCCCAGAUGUCAACGUUGUUUGUGGAGCAAGGAACAAUGAUGAACACAUGUAUUGGUUCCUUCAAACUACCCCCAGCUUCCCUCUCAAUUUUUGAUGUCAUAAGUGUGGUUUUGUGGGUCCCUCUCUAUGACAGGAUAAUUGUUCCAAUCUUAAGGAAGUUCACAGGCAAAGAAAGGGGCCUCUCAAUGCUGCAAAGAAUGGGAAUUGGCCUUUUCAUUUCAGUCCUGUGCAUGUUAGCAGCUGCUGUUGUUGAGAUUAUGCGUCUGCAGCUUGCAAGAGAGCUUGACCUUGUUGAUAAACCUGUUGAUGUGCCCCUUAGUGUACUUUGGCAAAUCCCUCAGUAUUUCUUUUUAGGGGCAGCAGAAGUAUUCACAUUUGUGGGGCAGCUUGAGUUCUUAUAUGACCAAUCUCCAUAUGGUAUGAAGACUUUAGGUACUGCACUGACACUUCUGAAUUUUUCAUUGGGAAAUUACUUGAGCUCUUUCAUUCUUACUAUGGUAACUUACUUCACCACACUAGAUGGAAAGCCUGGUUGGAUUCCAGAUAACUUGAACAAAGGUCAUCUCGAUUACUUUUUCUUGCUUUUAGCUGGACUUAGCUUCUUAAAUAUGUCUUUGUACAUAGUUGCUGCCAAAAGGUACAAGCAGAAGAAGGCUUGUUAAGAUUUUUCAGGGAGUGGAAGCAUGUUCUGAAAUUUCCUUCUGUCAUUGAUUGUUCUGUUUGUAUAUAUGCUACGCAUAAAAGUAAACUUGGCUUCUCUCAAGAGCCUCUAAGGGUGUAUUUGGUUCAGAGGAGAAAAAUAGAAGAUUUUUUUUUAAUUAAAAUAGAAUGGAAGAGGUGUGAGUCUCAAAAUAAAAUACAAAAUUUCUCUUGUAUAUUAUUUCUCUCCUCCAAAACAAAUACACCCUAAGUGAGAAGGUUCACAUAGGUAAAUUGUUGGCAGUAAAUGUUCACAUUCUGUACGGUGCAAAACUCACAUAUGUAACUUGUAUAUGGCAUCAGAUUAUUUGAGCUCAGUAAAAAAUAUGUAGUUUUAUAUUUUCUCUUUUC